Molecule: messenger RNA, 674 nt
Organism: Trichoplusia ni (cabbage looper)
Lineage: Eukaryota; Metazoa; Arthropoda; Insecta; Lepidoptera; Noctuidae
Gene: RpL18A
Product: 60S ribosomal protein L18a
Exons: 4
Coding region: 86-619 (177 amino acids)
Biological process (GO): translation
Cellular component (GO): ribosome; cytosolic large ribosomal subunit
Molecular function (GO): structural constituent of ribosome
Source: RefSeq, a predicted model, not a curated record
UUACAACACUAUCGACGCGCCAUCUUUCUUUCGCGUCACUGUUCCGCUUCCGUUGACAGAUUCUUUCAGAUCAAAACCUCCGAAUAUGAAGGCUAAGGGAGAGUUGAAGGAAUAUGAGGUCAUUGGCCGCAAGCUCCCUUCGGAGAGCGAGCCUAAGCCGCCUCUAUACAAAAUGAGGAUUUUCUCCCCGGACCAAAUUGUGGCCAAGUCCCGUUUCUGGUACUUCUUGCGUCAGCUGAAGAAGUUCAAGAAGACUACUGGUGAAAUAGUCUCCAUUAAGGAAAUCCCAGAGAAGAGCCCGGUGAAGAUCAAGAACUUCGGCAUCUGGCUGCGUUACGAGUCUCGCUCUGGUGUACACAACAUGUACCGCGAGUACCGCGACCUCAGCGUCGGUGGCGCCGUCACUCAGUGCUACCGCGACAUGGGAGCCAGGCACAGAGCCCGUGCACACUCCAUCCAGAUCAUCAAAGUGGAAGUUAUCAAGGCCUCAGCGUGCCGCCGGCCACAGGUGAAACAGUUCCACAACAGCAACAUCAGAUUCCCGCUGCCCAAGCGCGUGCACCACCACAAACGCCUCAACACCUUCGCAUACAAGAGGCCCAGCACCUACUUCCUCUAAUUUUAUUAUGUAUGCAACAAUAAUAAUAAAAUCCGCAUCCUGAUGUGGGAACAAA